Closterium sp. Yama58-4 is the source of this 4896-nucleotide messenger RNA. Lineage: Eukaryota; Viridiplantae; Streptophyta; Zygnematophyceae; Desmidiales; Closteriaceae. The record is from the annotation of a GenBank genome assembly.
AUGGACGCGUCCGUGCCGCACACCCAUGUCCAGGAGCACGCGUCGACUGCGGCAGAGGCACUCAUGGAGCUCGGGUUCCGCUCCACUUCGUCGGAAGAGAUUGACGACGAUUCUGAGCGGACAGUUGAACGGGCUGUUGCUGAGCCCGAGUCAGGGAAUGAUGGUGAUGAACGGGCAGAUUUACGGGCGAAUGAAGCGGAUGGUACCCGGACAGUAGAACCAAUUGCUGGAGGCGGCACUGAAGCAGUGACACCGAGGUCUGCGGAACAAGACGAGAAGCAUCAUGGUCAAGACGCGAAUCUCGAUCGCUCCGCUGCGGAUGAGUCUCAGGAGGGAGUGGAGGCGGCCGUGCUGCUGGAAGGUGGAGAGGGAGAAAGAAAUGAGUUUGACGCAGAGCAAGGCGACGUUGACAAGGAUUUGCAGGCUUCAAACGUCGCGGAGGAGGAUGGGGAGAACAAUCCGGGGCGUGAUCGAGAAGGGGGGAACGUUAAGGUGGGCGGUGAGGAGAACUUCGGGAACGUCGCCGCGACUGGGGAAAAGCAACGUGGCACCAAGGCUUUGUCCGUGCCUGAGAAAGCAUCACCCGUGCGUGGCCGCUCAGAUAGCAGCUUGCGGCGCGCGCAGGAGCACCACGUGGCGACGCGGAGCAGCAACAGCCCUCUCACUCCCGGGGGCGCGCAAACGCCGCAAACGGCUGAGGUCAAAUCCGUGCAGACGCCUUCCACGCAGCCGCCGCAGCAUGCGCAGUCCGGGCUGACGACCGUCCCUGGAGUGCCGAUUCAGCCGGCCCCGAUUCAUUUCAAGUCUCCUCUCCCCCUGUGCGUUUGUCUUCCUGUGCAAUUCCCGCGUGCCCCUCUGCUGCCAGCCUCUGACGGCGCGCUGGUGUCGCUCGUCCCGGCCGCCUCCGAGGACGGUCAGUUUCAGUGGAUCCAGCCGCCGCAAUUCGUGGCGGCGCCGCAAUUCAUGGCGGCGCCGCAAUUUGUGGGCGGAGCGCAACUUAUGGGCGGGGCGCAAAUCUUGGGCGCGCCUGGACACGGCGGAGGACUGAUGCCCGCGGGACCUGUGUCGUUCUUCCGCACAUCGUCCUUCACCACUCCUGUUUCCGCGACGGGAAUCGAGGGAACGUUUGUGGGGAACGAUGGAGUCAACGCCACCGCGCGCGGCGUUUCCGGGGAUCUGUUCGGCGGGAACGCGGGGGACGAGAUGAUAGAAGGUUCGUUGGACGACUUAAUAAUCUGCACUCCCACAGGCGGGUUUCCCAGCGGGUUUCACGGGCAGAUGGGCUGGGGAGGCGAGCGAACGAGCCGAGCGGGACGACGCACGCAGCUUUGGGAGGGCGACCCGCAGCUGGUGUACCGUUUGCAACAGAGUUACCACACAGACGACUCCGCCGCCGCCGACACGAAACUCGACCCCGCAACCAUUGCCAUCACCGGCGCCGAAAACGCUUUGAUUAGAAACGAUUCGAUAAGAGGCGACGGGGGCGAGGAGGAGGCCUUGCCCGCAGAAACUAGAGGUAAUCAGGAGGCCUCCACGCCCCCAGGGAUGGGACCAGAAUCCCGGGAUGUGGCGCAGUCGACGGCGACAAUGGAGAGUUAUCGCGGAGCUAUGGCGAGCGGUCAGCUGCCGUUGCAUGUGAAAGUAGAGUUUCCGACUCCGUCGCCUAGAGGCGGCCUACCGUCGCCAGGCAGGGGUGGACUUGCCUCCUCGUCUCCCAGCAAUCGCGGGGGACUGGGGUUCUCGUACCACUCGCCGAUCCCGCUGUGCUCGCCGUCGCCGCUGCGACUGUGUGCGAUGGAGCUGGGCGACAUGGCGGAGCCGAAUCUGUGGCUGUCGCCGCCCGCCAGCACCAAGUAUACGCUCGACAAGCUCGGCGACUUCCCGCCCUUCUCGCCGCGGCUUCCCGCGAUCGUGCGCGGCUACAGCGGUGAGUUCUCAGCAGCCCUGCCGUACCUGGAUCCAAGCGCGCACCAGCAGCCUUCCAUGAUGUCGCCUUCCAAGGGAAAACCGCCCGGAUCCGCCCCCCCAGAAUCCGCUCCACCGCAAGCGCCUGGCGGACCAACCGCCGACAGCGCAGAAAACCCGCCAGUUUCCGCUUCCGCUAUGGGUUCUGCCGCCCCCCAGUCCGGUUCUCCGCGGGAAGCCAGGCGGGGAACGGCGGAGGAUGAGGGAGACGCCGCGCGGGAAGAUGGUCAGGCUGCGCGGAGGGAGGACGAGGCGAUUGAUUCAGCGGGCGCGAGGCGGGAGAGUGGGGCGGCGGGAUCAGCGCGAUUGGUUAGUAGCGGUUCGCCAGGGAGCGGAGUGAGAUAUGGCGGGAUGCGCGGGCGGUCGCUGCUACAGCAGUGCCUAAUCAUGGGCGUAGAGCAACGCGCCUCGCGCGCCGUAACGGUCGCUGGUGCUGGCGCUGCUGCUGGUGCCGGUAGCAGUGCUGCUGCUGCUGGUGGUGCGGGGGGCAGCGCUGCUGCUGGUGCUGGUGGUGACAACGCUUCCGGGCUCGACCGCGAUGUUGAAACAAACGAGACGGACGAUCAGGCCGAAAAGACCGACAAGAACGAUAGGAGCGAGAAGAACGAGAAGUCUGGCCGUGAAGUGCACGACCGUGCGGCGGGAUGGAGUCCUUCGGUGUUGAAAUGGAGAGCGGUGGGGUGGGAUGGCCGUCGGCUUGGCGAGCAGCGUGACGUGCGAGCACAGCAGGAGAGGUCGGCUCUUGGUGCUGCAGUCUCGAAUUCCACGCACGCCUCUACUCCACCGCUCUCGCCUCCGCAGGGCCCGCGAGGAGAAUCUGCCAGUGCUGCUGGUGCUUCUGGGGUCCGUGCUCAUGGCGAGGGAGAAACGAAUGUUGGUGGUGGUACGGAUUGUCUCAGCACGGAAAUGGGUGGGCAGCAGUCCCAGCAGCACGUUGGUGGAAUUUCAGGCGAGCAGUUCUGUCGCGAAAGCGAUUCUGCGAAACAUGGCGAGAAUUUGUCGCGGGCGAAUGUUACCUCGGGAGGGAGGUCGUUCGUGGUUGGCUCGUUAGGCUCAACACUUACGGAACGAGUCAGUGUACUGGAACUCGAGAACAAACAAACAACGCGUGCGGGCAAUAGCGAGGACGGCGCGACCAACACUGCAAAUUCUGAUGGGCCCAACUCCAGUGGCAACAGCCGCUCAUCGUCGAAUCUCGACAGCCGAAGCGCGGACUCGAACGACGAAGACGACGGUGAGGAUGGGUCGGGAGUGGUGGAGAAGGAGGAGGGCGCGCGGGAGGAGGACGGGGGAGAGAGCAGUUUAUCGGGAAAAGCCGCGGCAGCGAACAGCGCUAAAGGCGGCGACGACCGGCGCGAUGCGAAUCUGGGUGAUGGGGGUGAUGGAAGCAAUGGUGACGACAGAGCGAGGCUGACGGCGGACGAAGGUGAUCAGGCGUUGGAGUCACCGGCGGACGAGCCGCCGUCUGUUUUACCGGCGGGCGCGGAACGUAGGCGCGCGGAGCGUACGGGCGCUGAAAGGGAGGGCGCGGAAGGUAGAUGCGCGGAAAGCAGCCCAAACAAGGGCUCCGCGGGCUUGGUGAGGCCGCAGCCGCGCAGGGCGCGGAGCGGCGAUCAUGCCAUCUCCCCGUCCUUCUCGAUUCCUGUAUCUCCUGUUUUUGGAUCCCCCUCGAUUCCCGCAUCCCCUGUUCCCAAAGUUUCCCGCUGGGGGGCGCCUGAGCGGAAUGCGCCUCAAUCCGCUGGCGAGGGGCGUGCGGCGGCGCAGGCGCCGGCGCUACAGCCUGCGGCGAAUGUGCGCCUAGUGCAGGCUGCGGCACAGUCACAUUCGGAGAAGCACCACGAGCAUGGUGAAGCAGGGGGGCGGGUUUUCGAGUCUACGUCACAAUUGAGUGGCGGGAGUGAGGGGGGUGGGAGAGGUGCGCGUGAGGGGGCCGUGACGUCCUCCCAGCCGACUGCUGCUUCUGCCCCCACCGGAUCCAUUUCUGGCGUGCAAGUAACGCCCCCUGGUGCGGUGCAGGGUGGUGGUGCGGUGCAGAGUGGUGCGGCAGGGGAGGCGUGGAAGCAGAGGCAGUUGCAGGCGCAUGAGCUCAGGCGGCAGAGGCAGCAACAGGCGGUCGCAGGGCUGGAAACAGGGAUGGAGGCGAGUGGCCAUCCCGCUGACGUCAUGGAGGGGAGGGAUCAAGAAGAUGACGUCAUGGAUAUGCAAAUUGAACUGGAUGGAUUGGGUGAUGAGGGUAUGUGCGCCAUGGGGGAAGGGGGUACAUGCGGCAUCGGGGGUGGGGGAGGAGAUGGGGGAGUGGCAUUGGUGGGAGGAGGGGAGGAGGUGAAAGAAGCUGUGAGCGUGGCAGGAGUGGGGGGAGGAGCUGAGGUGGAGAGGGACCCCCCUGUGAAGUCGAGGCUGACCAAGCGGUGGGAGGCGUCGCUGUGGACCAACAAGAAGCAGCUCUACCUGGGUGGGUAUGAUGCAGAGGAGAAGGCAGCGCGGGCGUAUGACAUAGCAGCACUGGCGUGCAAGGGAGCAGAGGCAAUCACCAACUUCCCACGGGAGAGCUACGCAGACAGCAUCGGGGAGUACCUUGGGAUCUCCUGCGAGGCACUCAUUGCGAAGCUGCGAAGGGAGAGCUCCGCCUUUUCUCGAGGACGAUCCAAGUUCCGCGGGGUGUCAGGGCAGGAGGGGCGGUGGGAGGCACGCAUCGGGUCGUAUUUCGGGCGGCGGAACGUGUCUUUAGGCGUGUAUGAGACGGAGGAGGCGGCAGCAGAGCAGUACGACCGCGCGCUGAUAAUUCAGAAGGGCACGCGGGCUAAGACCAACUUCUGCAUCUCCAAAUACAUCGCCGAGCACCUGCAGCACAAGGGCACGUGGGCCAAGACCAACUUGUACAUCUCCAAUCACAUUGCCGGGCACCUGCAGCACGUGAGUAUGCAUGUAUGA